AUGGGAACAUCAAAAGCCCGCGCCUCUACGAAGGCACAGAAGGCAACCCCAGAUGUACCUACACGACAUAUUCCCCAGAAAACCUUCGUUCUCGACAAUGGCGCAUACACCAUGAAAGCGGGCUACGCCGCAGCUUCCAGCCUUUCGUCUGAAGACGCCUUAGCGACCUGCACCUCGAUCCCUAAUACGAUAGUCAAAACUCGCGAUAAUCGAACCGUGAUUGGUGCUCAGAUUUCUACGCAAAUUACCGAUUGGAACGAGACCGUGUUUCGUCGCCCAGUGGAGAAGGGAUACAUUGUCAAUUGGGAAGCGGAGAGAGAAAUCUGGGAACAAUCUUUCUUUGAAGAAAAAGCUACUGCGCGGAAUAAGAAUCUUCGGAUUGCCUCGCCAGAAGACACCACUCUUAUUUUGACCGAAGCGCCGAAUGCUAUGCCGAUAUUACAACGUAACGCUGAUGAGAUGGUGAUGGAGGAAUGGGGAUUCGGAGGAUAUGCGAGGUGCCUUGCCCCAACAUUAAAUGCCUGGAAUGAACUUCAAUCUACGUUCGGUGACCCUCUUACCAGCACCGAGGCCAAUAUUAUGCCAAUGGACUGCCUACUUGUCGUGGACUCCGGCUACUCACACACAACCAUAACGCCGGUCUACAAGGGGCGACCCCUGCAACGUGCGAUCCGACGUCUCGAUAUCGGGGGCAAGUUCCUUACGAAUUAUCUCAAAGAAGUCGUAUCAAUGCGACAGUAUAACAUGGUGGAUGAAUCAUACAUUAUGAACGAAGUGAAAGAAGCCGUUUCAUUCGUGAGCAACGACUUCAAAACAGACAUGGAACGUACUUGGAAAGCCAACAAGAAGCGACAAAUGGAAGAAGGCGUUGUAGUGGAUUUUGUCCUACCAGAUCCAAAUGCUGGAAGGAAGGGCUUUGUGCGCCCGCACGAUCCGCUUCUACACGCGAAAAAGAAAAAGGGCGCAUCUUCAGGUCUCAGUUCCGAGGUCUUAUCUGAGGACGUGCUAGUCCUGGGCAAUGAGCGUUUUGCUAUUCCAGAGCUUCUAUUCAACCCAGGCGAUCUUGGGAUGACUUCGGCUGGUAUACCUGACAUGAUUAUACAGAGCUUGUCUGUUCUUCCUCCUGCUUUGCACGCUGCCUUCUUGGCUAAUGUGCUUGUUGUUGGUGGCAAUGCUCUUAUUCCGGGCUUUAUGGAAAGACUGUCUGUGCCUAUCUGUCUCUGGACAAUGGAAACUGAACUUCGCCCAAUUGCGUCGGCCGACUGCGUUGUGAGGGUCAGACGUGCUCAAGACCCCAUCUGCUCAACAUGGCUAGGAGGUUCUCGCCUUGCUAGUAAUCGGGCAGAAUUAGGUAAAGUUGCAAUCACUCGCCAGGAAUACCAAGAAUACGGGUCCGGAUGGGCCGGUCGACGAUUUGCUGGCGCUGUAUAG
This is a messenger RNA of Penicillium angulare, 1431 nucleotides long. RefSeq names its product actin family protein (gene arp6). Gene Ontology annotation, molecular function: nucleosome binding. Gene Ontology annotation, cellular component: Swr1 complex. The record is from RefSeq and is a predicted model, not a curated record. The transcript has 4 exons. Bases 1 to 1431 code for a protein of 476 amino acids. NCBI's taxonomy places the organism in Eukaryota, Fungi, Ascomycota, Eurotiomycetes, Eurotiales, Aspergillaceae.